Molecule: messenger RNA, 2559 nt
Organism: Trypanosoma theileri
Lineage: Eukaryota; Euglenozoa; Kinetoplastea; Trypanosomatida; Trypanosomatidae
Product: PIF1 helicase-like protein
Exons: 1
Coding region: 1-2559 (852 amino acids)
Biological process (GO): DNA repair; telomere maintenance
Molecular function (GO): DNA helicase activity
Source: RefSeq, a predicted model, not a curated record
AUGUCUUCAAGUAAACCCAAAAUGACGGUGUCUGCGGUGCGUGGUCGCAUUAUGGUCUCUGCAGAAGACGGUGAACGUGUGGGUGCGUGGGGCGGCACGGAGUGUUUUCUCUCACGGCAAACAGGACUCGGCCCGUGUCUCGUUGUGCGCUCCAGUAGACACAAACGACAUGAGGGAACUUUCUUUCAACUCAACGGACUGCAGCGAGUGCUGGCGGCGUAUGCUGUAGAGGGAAAACUCACCGUAGUGGUCCCGCAUGAACGGCGGGUGUGUACAGUUUUUAUUGAGACCACAACAGACAUUGACGCCCUUCGUGUGAUGGCAGCAGUACUGCAGGAUAGAAAUCACUGGAAAGAUAUGGAGAAGAAUGUGGCCUGUAAGAAAAGUCGACACACUCGUGGGGCGGCAUCUACUAUAAUAACUACAAAAGGAGGAAGUAGUAGUGGUGGUGGUUUACGAGAUCCCAAUAUAAAUGCGGUAGAGGAUUGGGAUUAUAAUGAUGAUAGUGGAGAAAAAACAGAUAAUGAAGAGAUGGGGCGUGAAGAGGAAAAGGAAGUGGUAUCAUAUAUAAAAUCAUCCUUAUUAACAGUAGAGAGAGAUGAUUCAAUAGUAACAACAGGGACUAUAACUUCAUCUUCUGCAGUAAAAGGAGCAUCAACAACAACAACAAUAAUAAUAAGAGAAGGAAUGUCUGGAGUUAAAUGGACGCAAGAACAGAUGCGUGCGACACAAUUAGUACGUAGUGGACAAAAUGUAUUUGUAACUGGUGCUAUGGGAACAGGUAAAACUACUUGGUUACGUUAUUUAAUGGAAUCUGUACUUUCUCAUAGUGAAGAUACAGUGAUUUCUGCAUGUACGGCUGCUACUGCACGUAGUCUUAAUGGUUGUACUAUUUAUGCCUUUGCAGGGAUGGAAAGAGGGAUGUAUACAAUAGAAAAGGCACUUCAUCAUGUAAAGAGUCAACCAGAGAUACUGCGAGUAUGGCGAAAGUGUAAAACACUCAUUAUUGAUGAUGUAGAGAUGCUUUCAGCGUAUGUGUUUACACUUCUUGACACUAUUGCACGACGAGUUCGAAAUACACCAGAUAAACCAUUUGGUGGUAUUCGAGUUAUUCUUAUUGGAGACUUUUUAAAGACCUCCCAUACUAUUCAUCAUAACCCACAAACCCUUACAGAGACUCACACAGAUAAUAAUAAUAAUAAUAAUAAUAAUAAUAAUAAUAAUAAUAAUAAUAGAGAAGGUAUGUGGUGUUUUGAGUCUGCGGUGUGGGAGGAAUUGCAUCUUGUGCCUGUGGAGUUCCACACAAAUUACCGUUAUUUACAUGAUGUGACCUUUACGGCUGUUCUUGCAGAUAUUCGCCGUGGUGCUUACACGCGUCGUGUGCAGCGUAUUCUCUCUGUGUGGUUAAAUAGACCACGCGCUGUGCGAUACGGUGUGGAGCCCACACGUAUUGUAGCCGAUCAACACAACGCCGAGGCACAGAAUAAACGACGAUUGAAUCUUCUUAUUCAAAAACAACAACAACAACAACAACAACAAGGAGAGAAAAAAGAAGAAGAAGAUGAUGUGAUUCAGCGUUACAAGUCUGAGGAUUAUGCGUCUGUUCCUGGUAUGGAUGUAGACGCGGAGGUGGCACUAUUGCCGUUGCUGGAACUCUGUGUUGGGGCCCAAGUUGUGCUCCUCGCCCCCCUUCCACAAUCCCCGCAGUUGUUGUUAGGCGAUUGUGGAAUUGUGGUGUCUUUCACCGCAGCGACGGACGGGGCAGUUCUGCCUGUUGUGUGUUUUGCGCACAGCGGCGGUGAGGAGGUGGUGGUGCCGCGUGUGUGUGUGCAGGUGUGUGGGCCGGAUGGAUGUAUGCAGGCGACGCGUACACAGAUUCCACUGCGGCUUGCAUGGGCUUUGGCAGUGUGCGAUGUGCGGGGAUUAACACUACCACUCAUACACAUAGAUCUCAAUAGUCAUUCUAAUCCUAAUAAUAAUAAUAAUAAUAAUAAUAAUAAUAAUAAUAAUAGUUUAUCGUGUGCGACCAUGUGUGGGGCAUUAGCAUGUGUACGACAAGAACAGGAUAUUUCACUAGCCCGUUUAGAUCCCAGUCUUCUCUGCCGUGUGGAUACCAAGGUGUUAGCGUUGUAUGAAGAGUUAUUCCCACAGACAUGGCUGCAGGAAAAAGAAAAUGAUGAUUCUAAUGUGGAUAGUCAAUUAGUGGAGUUGGGACGUGGUGAGAAGCGUGCCCGGUCUCCUGCUACUCCCACAUACAAUCAAACCAGUCGUAAUAGUGAUAUUAAUAAUAAUAAUAAUAAUAAUAGUGGUAUGGAGACUCAGUGGAGGAAUGAACGGUUGUUUGAUACGCAGUUAAAUACACCAAUGCCAAUAGGCACUCCUGUUACUAUUAAACAAGAUGCAUUAAAACUACUCGCCGCUGCUGGUAGUGCUAUUCCACAGUUUACUCAAGAGAGUGAUGUGGCUGAUGAUGGAGUGGCGUGGCAGUCGCACACACAGACCUCUUCACAACGUUUGCUUCUCUUGGAUGAUGAUGAGGAUAAUAAUAAUAAUAAUUAG